Molecule: messenger RNA, 800 nt
Organism: Phalacrocorax carbo (great cormorant)
Lineage: Eukaryota; Metazoa; Chordata; Aves; Suliformes; Phalacrocoracidae
Source: RefSeq, a predicted model, not a curated record
GCCUUCGCUCGGGUUCAACACCCAACGGCGUCACCCCGCGCCCGCCAGAGCUGAGGGACCCCCGGCGGGGGGUCGCUGUGGGGCCCGUUCCCGCCGCCCGGCGCCGGGGUCGAGCCUUGCCGCGGCUGGGUUGGUCGCCGGUGGGCCGAGCCUUCGGUCACUGGGGUGGGAAGGCAUGGAGCGGAGCGUGGAGAUCCGCAUCGCCAACAAAACCCAUGAUGUCACCUUCCACAGCCCCAGGAGCUACUGCUUCAGCGGCUACAGCUCCAACCCGCCGUGCCCCAGGAUCCCACCGGGUGCCACGGAGAGUUGCCAGUUCACCAACUCCAUGCUCCGUUUCCGGGGGAGCGUGGGGCUCCUGGUCUACGAGGCGGACACCUUCACCUUGGCCAUCCUCUUCUCCAACCCCUUCGACUACAACCUGUAUUCCGUGGAGUUUGCCGUGGAGAUCUCCAUGCACAAAGCCCACCUCAAGGACCUGCAGAACAUCUACAAGAGGAUGUACAACGAUCAACCCGCCAGCACCGGCAACGAAACCAUGCUCCACCGAGUCAAGCUGGGCGCGUGCCAGGAGCCCGUCAUGGUCUCCGCUGGCCAAGUGAAGGUCAUGGCCACCAUGUCCAACGCUAGAAAGUCGAUCAUGAGAGUCAUCAUAAACGGGCAAGAGGAUUACACUGCCUAGAUCCGGAGGAGGCCCCACCCACCAUGGGCCGGCGUCAAGGGAUGGGCGUACCUCCUCCGUGUCCAUGUACCCACCAGGCAGAACCUUCUGCCCUCAAUAAAGAGUUGGGCAAAGCCAA